This is a messenger RNA of Dracunculus medinensis (Guinea worm), 513 nucleotides long. Lineage: Eukaryota; Metazoa; Nematoda; Chromadorea; Rhabditida; Dracunculidae. The record is from the annotation of a GenBank genome assembly.
AUGUCACAUCCACCACUUGACGUAAUAUUUCGCAGCGUUGAUAGCGACAAGUCAGGUCAAAUAAGUGCCGAUGAACUGCAGCGGGCGCUUUCAAAUGGCACGUGGACUCCGUUUAAUCCAGAGACAUGCCGGCUCAUGAUAGCUAUGUUCGAUAGAAAUAAUGAUGGUGCGAUUAAUUUUUCGGAAUUCGCUGCACUUUGGGAUUAUAUAAAUCAGUGGACUCAAUGUUUUAGAUCAUUUGAUAGAGAUGCUUCGGGUAAUAUUGAUCAGAGUGAAUUGAGUGCUGCACUUCAUCAGUUUGGAUAUCGUUUAAGUCCACAAUUCAUCAAUAUUCUAAUGUUAAAAUUUGAUCGAACCCACACGCAUCGUGUUAACUUCGAUGAUUUUAUUCAGCUAUGCGUUGUACUACAAACAUUGACGGCAUCAUUCAGGGAAAAAGACACUGAUAGAGAUGGUUUUAUAACUGUCGGCUUUGAAGAAUAUCUAACUAUGGUAUUUUCUAGCAAAAUAUGA